CCACAUCUCGUAAUCCCGCCCUGGCGUCACAGCGUGGACCCCUAAAACCCCGUCUUUGUUGACGUCCCCCCGACGUCAUCCCCCCAAAAGCCCUCCCCGAUCAGCCACCAGGAUAAGAUCCGCCCAACACGCGGCCCCGGCCCGUCCAUAGGUUUGAAUAAGAUUCCUGCUGCCUUGACAGCCCCAUCAUCAACUAUAUAGCCCCUCCUCCCGGAAGUUCCCCGUCUUACUUUUCCUGCCUCAACUUGAACCGUGAUUUUCGUUUCUGCAAUUUCCCACAGCAAAAAAUAUCCUCAUCGUACAUCCAUCGAAAAUCAUACUUGGUUUGAGAAAGACAAAGAAAACCCCCCCCCACACCACCACCACCACCAUGAGUGACUGCGGCUGCUCAACCUCGGGAACGUGCACCUGCCCCAAGGGCCAAUGCACAUGCACCAACUGCCCUCACCCCAAGGAAGACAAAUAACCCUAUCACCGACCGACCGAUCAUUUUUACAGGUGGAGGGAGGGGGAGAGACGAAACAACUCGGCAAGCACAUAACACUCUUGUGGUGCUGAUGACGACCAGCAGAAAUAUCCGUACGGUGCCUGUGUGGCGUUUGAGUUUUGGGGUUUGGGACACGUCAUGAUGGGAUGGGUGGUUUGAGAUGAAAAACAGAUCCGUAAUCUGGGAGGAUAGGUGACUAGGGGGGGGGGGAGAGAGGACGGGGAGGAGAGGGGGGUUGAAUGGUGAUGGUGUACAUGUGCGAUGGGUUUUGAGUCUUUGAGAUUUGUGUGGUUGCUAGCAUUUUGCUGUUUUCUGCAAUCGGAAAUGUGGGAAUUUGGAGUUGUAGCAACAUUUGCUGAUUUUGCUUUUUUGACCUGUCUAGGGGAAAUAUGAUAGGAUGG
Podospora pseudocomata is the source of this 888-nucleotide messenger RNA. RefSeq lists its product as uncharacterized. Lineage: Eukaryota; Fungi; Ascomycota; Sordariomycetes; Sordariales; Podosporaceae. The transcript is spliced from 2 exons. The record is from RefSeq and is a predicted model, not a curated record. Bases 424 to 558 code for a protein of 44 amino acids.